GUCAUCCAAAUGUGACGCAAACACCGCGAGAGUCUCGUGCCUGUCUUUAUAAAAAAAGAAAGAAAAGUAUAAUUGCUUCCUCAAAAAUGUAAACAGCUAGCUAACUUGGCAAGUCAGGCUACAAAGACACGCUGGGAUGGGUUCCAAUCCCCUGUGGUCAAAAUGGAAAAUAAAGGGACCGACGAGAUGGAGAAAUUGAAAACCAAGUUCAUGUCAGCGUGGCACAAUGUGAAGUACAGUUGGGCCUUGAAGACAAAGACUACAUUCAGCAGGAAUUCCCCAGUGUUUCUUCUGGGAAAAUGUUAUCAUUUCAAGAAUGAAGAGAAGGACGGCCGCAUGGAUGACAGUUCGGCAGCGCCGGAAGAGGACCUCAUCACGGGGAACGUGGAGGCGUUCCGCAGGGACUUUGCAUCCCGCCUCUGGCUGACGUACAGGGAGGAGUUCCCCGCCCUCCCUGGCUCCUCGCUGACAUCUGACUGCGGCUGGGGCUGCAUGCUCCGAGCGGGGCAGAUGAUGCUGGCCCAGGCCCUGGUUCUACAUUUCCUUGGGAGAGACUGGAGGUGGUCGGAGGCGUUGACCCUGCAGCCACUGGACACCGAAACGAGAACCACCAGCGCCGCAAAGCGUCUGGUGGCCUCCCUGGAAGCCUCUCUCCAGGGGGAGCGGGACCCAGGUCCCAAGCCCCGGCUCCAGGCCCCGGGCGGGGCAGAGGAGGCUGACGUCCACCUGAGGGAGGUGUACCACCGCACCCUGGUGAGCUGGUUCGGGGACGUCGCUGAAGCCCAGCUGGGGCUCCACAGGCUGGUGCGGCUGGGCCUGGGGCUGGGGAGGCAGGCUGGGGACUGGUACGGGCCCGCCGUGGUGGCACACAUCCUCAGGAAGGCUGUAGAGGAGGCCACAGAUCCUGGUCUGGCAGGAAUAACUGCUUACGUGGCACAGGACUGCUCAGUGUACAGUGCUGAUGUCCUGGACAGCCACAGGGUCUCCGGUCCACAGCACGCAGUCACGGGCGACGCCCCGCCCCUCACCAACAGCCGAGCCGUCAUCCUCCUCAUCCCAGUCCGUCUGGGAGGGGAGAAGACCAACCCAGAGUACUUCAACUUUGUCAAGGGCAUCCUGAGUCUGGAGUACUGCAUCGGCAUCAUCGGGGGCAAGCCCAAACAAGCCUGCUGCAUUGUGGGAUUUCAAGAUGACAGUCUGAUUUACAUGGACCCUCAUUACUGUCAGUGUUUUGUGGACGUCAGCAGCUCAAGCCCUUUCCCUGUUCAGUCUUUUCAUUGCCCGUCGCCAAAGAAGAUGCCUUUCAGCAAGAUGGAUCCCAGCUGCACCCUGGGUUUCUACUCCCGCAGUAUCCAUGACUACGAGAGGAUCAGCCAAGAGCUCGCCAAGGUACUGAAGCCAUCAGCGAAGGAGAAGUACCCAGCGUUCACCUUCAUGCCGGGCCACGGGAGAGACUACGACCUCUCUGCAGCCGUGACCCCAGAGAAGAGAGAGUGGCCUUUCAUCCGGGACACCAAGAGAACCACGGCCACCGCCGGAGACUUUGUUCUUCUCUGACGGACUGCGCAGAGGUCAAAGGUCACUGCCAAGGACUUCUGGUUUCCGGAAGGAUCGAAUGAAAAGGUCACUUUGCCAAACUGCAGGACGAGCCUCCACGACUGAGACAGUCACUCCUUAUAUACUGCGUUACUGUCUCUGAAUAACACUUACCCAACAACACUUAAAUCUGUUUAGUUCUUUUUUUGUUCCCCUGAUCAUGACUACCCACAAUUUAUGAUGCCUACUCUAGUACUGAAGCCCUUAAACACAGAUGUGAUUGUUUUUGACAUCCCCCUCUUUGGUGGAUUGGGACCACACAAGACACGGGUGUGUGUUUGUGUGGUGUGUUUAAACUGAUGUACUGGCGGAUUGUAAAUGGUACCAUGCUGCACUAUGUACAAUACAGAUUACGACAAUAUGGUGCCAGACUGAUCAUGUUUGCCUUCAUGUGAACUCCCAGCUGCUCCACAGGGAUGGGAGACUGAAGACGUGGUUCCCUACGAGCCUUUGAUACACUUUGUUAGUGUAUAGAAAUACUCACCUAUAGUAUGAAGAGAUGACUGGCUUCACUCACAGCUUUAGUUCCUGAGUAAGGAACGCUGGUCUGAGGUCGUACGACUUCUCACCUCAAGGUUUUACCCCACAGGAAGAUGCAUUUUCAAACGCUGUUUUAGUUAGGUGAAGUAUUUCGAUGCAGCAAGUGUUCAGAAGGUACUCUCUGUCCUGUUGGUUUAAAUAGUUUAAUUCUGUUCAGAUUCAUUUCAAAUUGUUUUAUUGGGAGUUAAGUUCAACCACACAGUAAAAUGUUUUUACCUCUAAAGCAAUUUGAUAGUUUACGAAACAGUGCACCUACAGACACAAGCUGCUGUAAAAAUAACUGAAUUAUAAAGUUGCAAAAAACAUUUACAAUUAUUUUUAACCGGUUCAUAACCAACUCUGGUCUGUCAAUGCACUAAAUUUCAUGUGUUGCCAAAUGUAUUCAAAGUAAAUCUUAAUGCAAGUGAUUGAUUCUCCCCCUGCUGUGCAGCAAACUUGAGUAAAGGCAUUAAACCUUUAAAUGUC
Messenger RNA from Osmerus eperlanus (European smelt), 2601 nucleotides. It is a transcript of the gene atg4c, whose product is annotated as autophagy related 4C, cysteine peptidase. Lineage: Eukaryota; Metazoa; Chordata; Actinopteri; Osmeriformes; Osmeridae. Gene Ontology annotation, molecular function: protein-phosphatidylethanolamide deconjugating activity. Bases 163 to 1557 code for a protein of 464 amino acids. The transcript has 11 exons. The record is from RefSeq and is a predicted model, not a curated record.